Messenger RNA from Amyelois transitella, 1122 nucleotides. RefSeq lists its product as uncharacterized. Gene Ontology annotation, molecular function: DNA binding. Bases 359 to 1042 code for a protein of 227 amino acids. NCBI's taxonomy places the organism in Eukaryota, Metazoa, Arthropoda, Insecta, Lepidoptera, Pyralidae. Gene Ontology annotation, biological process: regulation of transcription by RNA polymerase II. The record is from RefSeq and is a predicted model, not a curated record. The transcript is spliced from 2 exons. Gene Ontology annotation, cellular component: transcription regulator complex; nucleus.
AAGUCCUCAAUUCAAUAUGGCUCCGUUUCGUACAUCGCACUUUCAUAAUUGUGAAUCGGAACGCAGGCUUACACUGGAACGCGUUAUGCUUGCAUUAUAGAACUACUUUCGUUUUAUAUAUCCGUUAUAAUCGAACACAAAUAAAACAAUAAAAGCCUUGUUCCGUUUAUUAAUAAAAAUAAAAAAACAAAAUCGUUAAACUUCGUAUUACGUACAAAUCGUUUUUGCGUUAUAACGGAACGUUACUACCAAUAUUUUAUUUAUCUGUGCGCGCAACAUACAAGACGUCUUCAUUAGACACGCCAUAUCUGUUUUAGUUUAGAUAUUGUAUGGCUAGGGUGCAAUAAUUUCUUAAAUAAUGGAGGAUAGUAUAAACGUGGAUUUGGACCACAUGAUAAGCCUUAUAGAAAUGCGACCAAUGUUAUGGGAUAAGACGAGUGACGACUACAAAUCCAGGCACUUGAAGACAGCUGCCUGGCAUGAAAUUUGCGUCUUAUUGUUAGACAAUUUCGAGUGCUUGACAUUACACGAGCAGAAUGAAAAAGGACGAGCUAUAAUAAAAAAAUGGACAAAUGAACGAGAAAAAUGGAUGAAAUGGAGAAAAAGACAUGAAGUUUCCGGCUCUAGUUUAUGUAAAAAGCCGCUUUAUUAUGAACAAUUGUCAUUUUUAGAGAAAAUAUUUGAACCUAGCAACACGUCGAUUUCAGAAGCAAACGAAACAGAUUCUGACCCUAGUGACUCCAAAACGACAAAACAUUCUUUAGAUUAUGAAAUGCCAGAAUUUGUAAAUACCAGUUUUAAAUCAGAUACUUCUCAGAGAUCAUGCACAAGAAAAAGGAAAAGAUCCCUAGAUGAAUUCGAAGUCGAUUUAAAUUCUGUGAAACGUUCGUCGACUCCAUCCGCGGGCACAGAAACACCUAUGUUGUCAUUUUUCAAAGGCAUAUUACCAGUUUUAGAAGAAUUCGAUGUUGAUGAGCACUUAGAAUUUCAGAUAAAGGUUUUAAAUUUGAUCCGAUCUAUGAGAGAGAGAAAGAAAAUUUGACAACAUGUAAGCCCAGAAACUUAAUUUGAAAAAUUUAUUGUUAAUUUUUGAUAUUAAAGAUUUUUGCAGAUGUGUUUUUA